UUCGACUCAUUUUCAUCACUUUUUGCUUGAAAAUAGACAUUUUUUACGAACGUGAAUGUGAAUGUGAAGGGCGCCAGAUGAACGUGAGCGCAAACGCGUUCCCACCUCAGGGAACGUGAACGUGAACGCAUUCACACUUUCCGCAAACUUUGCCAACUAUGCCUCGCUGUCUCAGCAAUGACCAACUGUAGGGUUGCUUUGGACCGGAGUGCCAAAAAUUGACCAGUGGUUCACCCAUCAGUGCCAGCAUAAUGGAAUGAUCCUUAACAGCCAACUAGUAGUGUCAUAUCACAGACACCCUAUGCACCAAACCCACAUUUAUCCACGAGGACCACAUCAUUGCCAGUAUGGCAUGUCACACAUACCACAUAGUGGCACCCCUUUGAGUCCCCUAUGGGGUCAUGAAUCACGGACAAGAUGUACAAUGCGUGUAAUAAAAGCUGACACUGUUCUAAAUCAAAAUCACUAUCCUAAUUAAAUUAAUAUCUUGGUACUUUGUAAACAUAAGUACUGCACCAAGAUAAAAAUGCAAACAUGUAAACAAGGCCCAUCAUAAACAAGUGUUCAUGUAUCAGUGUACUCAGUAAGAUAACUUACAUAUUCACAUAAUAUUUCAGUGUCGUAAUUGUCAAUAUGUAUUUAUGUAUCAUCAGUGGAGCAGGUAUAUCUUAGGUGACCAGGGUAAGAAACAGCAGCGAGCACACGCACUUUACCACAGCACAAACUUAUGUAUAACAACUGAGAUCUCUAUGUUCAGCCCAACUCUUUGCUGGUACAAUGUACUCACUAUGUGUGAGAACUUCCACCUGUCUCCCAUGGUUGCUAAGAUAACUCCUCAAAUACUCAUCUCGAUACAGUUGCAUAUUUGUGCAUUGUAAACAUAUAUGUAUAUUAACCACAUGGUCACUAGCUCAGCUAGCCUUUGUAGUAAGUGCAAAAAUGAAAAAAAAAAUUGCUUACAUAGCGGAAUGGAAUUUGAAUAAUUUGAUACAAAGUAAGCAGUUAUUUUUCCAAGUGUGCUAUUAAUUAAGAAACAUUAUAUUAACCAGAUAUCUAUGUACCUACCUUGAAAUUCAAGGAGCAGUAAUUGCGAAAAUUACAAAAAGAAAUUUUUUAUUGUUGUCGUAGCUACACUCCUUAAAAUUUAUCAAUACCACCUGGGUAUCUUAAGUAUUCGUGAAACGUUUUCUGAAAUUUGACAGACAACGUUUGAAGAGACACCGUAUAAUAGUGUUUUUAUAGAAAUGAAGGCGGACAGAAAUCUGACAAAAACAUUUCAAUUUUUCUCCAAUAUUAAAAACUGAUAGGUAGGUAUUGAAUACACGCUUGAAAUUCUAACAAAAAAAAUGCAAACAUUCGAGACUAAUGAGUUUCUAUAAAAUUAAAUGUUUGGAAUACUAAGCGAAGUGAAUUAAAUUGAAGCACCUCGUCAAACUGGGAAAUGUACAACUUUUUAUAUCAAUUGCAUUCCACUCUUUUCAAUGAAGUCGGUAUAUAAGUACGUGAAUGUCUUGAAAAAACCUACCUAAUAAGGUUGCCUUUCCUUUUCUCAUGUGGCAAUUUUUGCCCUGUCACGAUACCUAUUUGUACGUAUGUAUGUAUUUGUAUACCUUACCUAAUAUUAUCGAUUCAAUAAUAGAGUUUAAUUUGAAAUUCAUACUUAUUUACUGUCGCUCCAUUUUGGUGUUGUAGCAAUAAUAGUACAUAUUUCCUCAUUUGCCAGUUUACAUACAUCAUAUACUUUUUAAAAAAAUAGAUUAGGUAAGUACAUACAUCAAACGUAGAUAAAAUGUCGAUAACUUUUGCAAAAUGUUUCUGUUACAGGCACUUCACCACAGCACAAACUUAUGUAUAACGACUGAGAUCUCUAUGUUCAGCCAAACUCUUUGCUGGUACAAUGUACUCACUAUGUGUGAGAACUUCCGCCUAUCUCCCAUGGUUGCUAAGAUAACUCCUCAAAUACGCAUCUCGAUGCAGUUGCAUAUUUGUGCAUUGUAAACAUAUAUAUUAACCACAUGGUCACUAGCUCAGCUAGCCUUUGUAGUAAGUGCAAAAAUGAAAAAAAAAUUGUUUUUGUAAAUACCCCGAGUCGAUUUUUUCUGGGAUAAUUGCAAAAACAUCGACAGUUUUUUCUAUUUCACAUGCAUUUAAAAAAAAAAAUGCCUCUCGCUUUACUUAUGAGUGGUUUCAACAUGCUUUGAUAGAAGUGUUGAGCGACAAGUUGAACUCCGCAAGUUGUGACCAGGUGAAUAUGUCGGUAAAGGUUGUUGCUUCAACACCCCCCAGUUGACACAACCAGAAAAUUGAUAUUUCUUUGCAUGAGUUCACACUUUUGCAAUUACCCCAUUUUUGCAAUUACCCCACUCUACCUUAUCACAUUUGAGUAUUUAGAAGGAGAAAUACUUGGGUGUGUUCACUUUGCUUUUUGAAAUCUCGUAUACAAGACCUUGAAUAUCACCAUUUAGCAUAAAUCUGAGGUUCUUCUCACUCUCCAAUUCAUAUUCCUUAAACCUCACCUUCCCUAUCAUGCCCAAAAAGCAACACCUCCCUAAACAUUACUCAUUUACUAAUAGACUAUCGUACCUACCAGAAUGAAGGGUUGAACGCACCAGACACCUGAUACAUACAACAUACAACCAACUACAGGUCCUCCUUUCUGAUGACCCUUCUCAUACAGAUGAUGUUAUUAAAUUUCUACUUUUCACAAAAUUAGAUAAAAACUCAAUAUGUACAUUGGUUGGACUUGACUUCAUUUCCUAUGUAAUCUAAUCUUAAUGUUUUUCACUUGUAAAUGCGAGCCUCUAGCCCUAAGUAGCUGUAUAUGGUUCAUAAAUAAAAUAAAUCUAUAAAUAAAUAAAUUAAAAUAGGUAUUUUUUUUUUGCAAAUUUGAAAUGAAUUUUGAGCUCAACGGUGAUAAUUUUUGGGAUCUUUGAAAAAGGACUUGCUCAAAGUGGAAAAAAAUUGUUCAGUUUUUCACAUAAUGCCUGACUUUUAAAAAUUUAAAAGAAAUGCACGAUUUGGUACAUAUCCAUUUUUACACAUGAAGCAUGGUUUGUUUAUAAAAUUUCAAAAAAACUUUUUAUGUUUCUUUAAAUUAGGCUACAAAAUAUUAGCUUUGCCUUUAGAACUGCCAGUUGUGUUGUGGGGAUCAGUAAUUUAGCAUGUAACCCAACUUAAAUUAUAUUGUGUAUAAUAGCUUGCUUUUCAAUUGACACGAAAUUGGAAAUUGCUAAUGUACCUAGUAACUACUUCCAUAAUACAUACACGACACACGCGUGUAUUAUCGCUAAAUUGACAACUUUCAUUUUAUCUCAGGUGGCACAUUAAACUUUAAGCGAAAACUAAAAACCAAAAAGCAUUAUGUUGAUGAUAAUACAAGACACGCGUGUGUAUUACGAAAACAGUGGUAAAUGGUCGUAUAAAAUGUGAGAUGUAACAGAAUGUUUGAAUUGCUUGCCGGUAAUUUAAGCAAUAGAAGCAACGUUUUAACGAGACAUAUUCCCAAAAUUAGCCAACGUUCGGUACUUUGCAAAGAUAAAAAGAUUCUAACUUUACUCGCACAAACGUCUAAACUUUUGCUUCGCUUCGAAUAAUUCCUUACCUAUAUGUAAAUUUCGUUCGCGCUAUCCGAUAUCUUCACCGUUUGUUCUUUUCUUUAUUCAUUAUAUUUUACCAUACUACCCAACAAAUAGACAAGCAGGUUACAUUCAAGCAUAAUACUUAGUACAUAAUAAUGAUUCCUUUGUGAAAUGAAAUUUCACACGGACCAAAAUUUCAGACUUAACAGACACAACAAAUCAUAUCAUCGGUUUUACCAAAGCAAAAACGAGUCAGAAAGAAAGAUCAAUUUACUGGAAUGAAAGAAGAGCUCCUUUUUUGGUAGUUGGAAAUAGAGACUUCAUGAAAAUCUUAUACAGUAAUUUUCGCAUAGCAAUAAUGAGACGAUGCAAAAAAAACACGAGUGUCGUAGUUAGGUACCUACUGACUACACCUACAGGUCCAGCUACUUAAUGCUUACUUAGAUGAAAAACCAAGCGUUGAAUUUGGUGAUUCUGUAUUUGGUAAAUGUGCUUACCCAUAUCUAAUAAAUGAACAUUUAUUUUAAGAAAGAACAUUUUGACGAAUAAAAUGCAAAAUAUUAAUCAAAUUCAGCGACAUUACGAUAUUACUUAAUUUAUUUAUGAAUUAUCAAAAAUAUUCUCCUACCUACUUAUAAAAAAUAAUAAUCAAGGUUAAAAUAAAAAUUAAGAAAUAAAAAUCAUAAGUGAUUUUGAAAAACAAAAAAUAUGACCAUAAAUAAGUUUACAAAAAUUCAAAACGUGAUAUUAAAAGUUUAGAAGCAGAAUAGUACGUAUCCCAAAAGUUAUCUCUUUUUGAUUUAAAUAUGGCCCAGAGGACCCCUUGGUGUCUCAUGGUCCUUCUUCGGGUAAAAAUACCAGUUUACAAGUUGUUUAAAUGAUCACUCAACAAAAUCUUGAAAAAAUGAUAACAGUUUAAACGAUUAAUCAUGUCUCAAUGAUAUCUAAUGCAAAGAUUCCCAUACUUUUACCUGCUGAGAAGGAUCAUUUCACUUGUUUUCUUUUCAAAACAGAUCAUGUUGAUAAUUACCACAUCAGUGUUUUGCACACCCUAUCCGAAUUGAGAAAAAAUUACUUACUGGAUCCCAAAAGGAAUUGACUAGGUACUUGUGGCGUCGCUUGACAGGCAUCUGUCGAGUGCCAAGUGAUAGGGCAAGCUGCCAAGCGCAUCUGCACGCGCAGCAAACUGGUGGGAGGCAUUUUAUUCCACCUCUUGCCACAGAUGUAGUUUAUCAAUUAUUCAUUCUGUUUCUAUGUCGCGCGAGAUUACCAUGUACGAGUAUGUUACUUUGUAUGUCCCUCAAAUAAACAUCACACAUGCACCUGUCUGACUAUUUAUUUUAUCCAAGUCGUAGCUUGAUUUCGAGUUGAGGCCCAGACAUCACAUUGGUGACCCCGUUGAUGCGUUUUUUGAGGCAAUUUUAAUUAUAUUCAAUUGUUUUUGCGUGUGUACACGUUCCAAGCGAUUUUUUGCGUGAUUUUUACUUGUUUUCAGCGAUUUUUGAAUGAUCAUGGCGAUUUUUAGUUCCGUUGCAGACACACCUUGUUCUGGUGAAAGUUUUGAUGCUGCCCUACAAGAACUCAAGAGUCCAACUUGCUGCUGUUACCAAAGCUGUCAAUGAGCUGACCAACGACCAACUGUCUGAGCAGUCAAGUAGCCAGUCAUCUAGUCACAGGUAUGGACCUCGUUGUCAUUCAAAAAACCAGCAACGUGUUCCGUGAAUCAUAGUUUCUGCUGGUACCACAACCAGUGGGGUGAGCGUGCCAAAAGUUGUCCCAGGGCAUGCACCUGGCAGUUGUCAGAAAACUGCCAGUAUAGCGCCGCAAGUACAAGCAGCGGCUUGUGGCAGUUGUGGCACGCCGAAAGUCAAAUCAAAGCGAAUAUUUAUUUACGAUUGUGGCACAAAUCUCACCUUCCUCAUAGAUAGUGGUGCAGAUGUGUCUGUCAUUCCGGCCAAGCCAACCAAUUCUUAUCAUAGGGCGUCAUACACAUUGUAUGCAGCAAAUUGUGCCAAAAUCAACACGUAUAGUACUCGCCUGUGCCGCCUAAGCUCAGGCCUAGGUUGUGACUUUGUCCCACCAUUUGUUACUGCCAACGUAGAUCAGCCAAUUAUUGGCGCUGAUUUUUUGGCGAAGUUCAACCUACUGCCUGACUUGUGUCAGGGUAGACUGGUCGAUGGGUCCAUGUUGCUGUCAGCUGGCUGUACAGUCAGAAACAUCAACAUAGUCGCAACGUCUCUCAGCACUGUUGAUCAGUCUGCCAAGUUUUCUAAACUCCCAGCCAAAUUUCCAGAGUUCACACACCCCAAUGUCUGUCCUAGGUGCGAUGUCAAGCACACAACGGAGAUGUCAUCAAGACAGAAGGGCAACCUGUCACUGCUAAGGCAGGCGUGUCGCCUUCCUCCUGAGAAAUUCCCAGCUGCUAAGUUAGCUUUUGAGGAGAUGAGACACAGGCAAGUGGCGUAUGACAGGCAACUACCGGCGGUUAAAUGCUAUUACCAAGCCUGAUAAGUACCAAGUGCCAAAUAUUCUCGAUUUCAACAUUGCCUUGCUUUUGAACUACAUAAAUGUACAUAGGUACCUACUUUCAUUAACCUGUCAACAAUCGGGGUGUGGAUAGGAGAUGAACUUUCAGGGAUUUUUCCCUAUAAAAAAUAAUUAGCUUCAGUAUUUUUAAGCACCAUUGAAGAAUUCUGAGUUCAAAAUUUCCUAGGUCGUGAUUUUAGGAAUUUUUUAAAAUAAGUCAUCUCGACAUGAAAUCAACAAGUCUUAUUGCAAGCCCAAAUUUGGGUCAAGUUUUUAGGGCAUUUUGAAAAAAAUAACCCGAAACUCAGGGAAAAUAGGGGUUUUCGUGAUCAUUUUGAAAUCUGAAAUUUAGGUAACUGAGAGAAAUACAAUUUUAAACUUUUGAAAAUAUCCAUCAAUGAUUCACUCGACAAACGAUGGACAUUUUAUUUUCUACAAGAGAUAAAUUGACUCAUCAUUGGGUAAAAUCUAUAAAUAAGAAAUACUAUCAGAUAAUUAUUUACAAUGUUCGAGUAGGAAGUAUUGCCAAGAGUCUGCUUUAAUAGAUGACGUUAGGUAGGUAUCUCGUUUACAUGCGACGAAAGUGCUUCCCUCCUCGUAUCAAUUGGCAGUUUUAUGAAUCACUCUAAUUACCUACAUAUCUGCGUAAGCGAUAAGCUAAUGGUUCAUUUUAUCACUGUUUAUACAUUUUUUUUUCGAGGUACCAUUUUCAAUUUAUUCACGCUGCGUUAAGAUUGAUUUUGUCGGCGAGAUUUGGGUAUAGAUAACCCAAAAUCGUCACCACUGAUGGCGUACGUUAUCAAAAUUAGUUUUCUUGUACAUAAUCUUAUGUCAUGUCAUAGUCCAUAAAUAAAUUCUAAUCCCAGCCCAAGCAGCCGUGAUCAUCCCAAAAGCUAAAUAGGUAUAUAUACUAUAAUCGUUUAUUCUUCACGAUGCAGUUUCUUAUGAUUUUUCGAACUGAAAUAUUGACAAGUAGUUGAACAAAGUGAAACGUAAUUUAAUUUUUUUAAAGUGUGAAAUUUUGAUCUGUAUACUUAUAGGUACACUUACUAUCAUCGACUUUUUUCUUUUUCCCUCUUUGUUAUACGCACAGGUUUCGAAGAUGAAUUUCGUCAGCAUUGUAUUAUUCGUUUGCUGCUCCAUUGGCGGAGUAUUUUCGGAUCCGAAGUGCCAGGUUCAGUCUCAAGAUGGUAAAUUUAUGAAAGGAUGUGAAAUCGGAAAUUUGACUGUUACCGAUGCGGAUAAUCUCACGAUCAUCAAUGGAACGUCGUGUAAUUUGAAAAAUACAAGAGGAUACAUUCCUCAGUACAUGAAAUUCCAUAACUUGUCAAGGAAUGUUUCUCAAUCCCAGUCGUAUUUGUUGGCUGUAGUUGAUCUCACUACCAACCAAUUGCUAGGAUUGUUGUCCAAUUUAACCAUGCAGAAUGGCACAAUUCACACCUCUUCGAAGAUUAACCCGAACAUUCAAACGAUAAAAGGUUGGAACGCAUAUCCGAAUCCAAUUUCUGCGAACCACACAAUCCAAUAUCUGGUGUUUGAGGAACAUCGAAACAACUCCGGAUCAAAUUACACUGCUGAUUGGACCCUUUCAUUAUCUCCGUUCAAUCUGUUCGUCUGGGUGAAAUCUCAAGAAAGUAGUGGAAUUUCGAUUUGCGGUCCUGUCGCUGGUGGAGAUGCAGUGCUUCUUCCUCCGCAAGAAUCUCCUCAAACAACGACUGCAGCACCAAAGCCAACACCACCACCACCACCAACAACAACAACAACAACAACAACAACAACAACAGUGAAACCAUCAAAUUCGGGCAAUAAAUUAAAAUGUGUGAAAAAAUGUAUGAAAAUUAAUAACGAAAAAGGCAGAAAGAAAUGUGUGAAGAAAUGCUAAAAGCAAGAUUGGAGGCUAACUUAUCUAAAUUUACCUAUACCUACUACAUAAAUGAAUACCUAUAUACGUUACCAUGACUUUUGCUCGCUGUUUUAUCUAUGUAUAUCUAGUCGGUAGUCAGAUAUAAAAAUAGUUACUAGUUGACUUUUUAGUUGAAUAUCUCUGUCUAUUUUUUUUGUAAAUAUUUGUUAUGAUAAAUUUUAUUCAUUCUAGA
Planococcus citri (citrus mealybug) is the source of this 8200-nucleotide messenger RNA. RefSeq lists its product as uncharacterized. Lineage: Eukaryota; Metazoa; Arthropoda; Insecta; Hemiptera; Pseudococcidae. The transcript has 7 exons. The record is from RefSeq and is a predicted model, not a curated record. Bases 7207 to 7986 code for a protein of 259 amino acids.